Colletotrichum orchidophilum is the source of this 555-nucleotide messenger RNA. RefSeq lists its product as uncharacterized. NCBI's taxonomy places the organism in Eukaryota, Fungi, Ascomycota, Sordariomycetes, Glomerellales, Glomerellaceae. The record is from RefSeq and is a predicted model, not a curated record. The transcript has 3 exons. Bases 1 to 555 code for a protein of 184 amino acids.
AUGUACGUUUUGGGCAUCUCAGAUUGCGACUUCAAAGAUAACGAGACGCGAUGUGCGAUGGAGGCGCUUGGCUCCGAGAUGCAGCCCCUUGAGUCGCCGGCAGCUCUUAGCUCCAUGAAUGUCAACUGUUGGGUGAUAUCGUUCGGGUCCCCUAUUUCCAGGUUUUCUGCCAAGGUGGUCCGGCAUUCAUUGACCGCGACGAACCGAUAUGAGCGAACGAUAGCGGAGGAGACGGCGAGGUGGAGUAAAAGUUUUCGUGAUGCAAUGAAGGCUGAAGUGCAGCCAGAUGGAGCUGUUGGUAAGCGGUUCCCCACCCAGGAUCCUGUAAUGCGUGCCAUGGCGCUUUCAGAUGUCGAUGGGCGUUCUGCACGAAUUGCGAAAAGGGCCAGUGAGGUUUUGCAUCGUUCGAUACCCAUGUCGCACUCCCUGGGCCAGGGCGAAGAAGUCCCCGAAGGCCGAAGGUUGACGAUGCCUAUCCAGAGCGAUUGUGACAGAGAUGAGGAGCCACAGGAGGGAUUUGGCUGGACCUACGGUGGUGGCGUGCGUGGGCUAUAA